UGGCUGACCGCCGUUGGGCUCCCUGUGGCUCCCGGCAGCCUACGACCCGAAGGAGGUGGAUCGGCGGCGGCGGAACCCUCGGGAGGGGCCAAGAUGGAUCUUGUACUCAGUGCUGCAGAUUAUUAUUUUUUUACGCCGUACAUCUACCCAGCCUGGUGGCCUGAGGACAACAUCUUCCGGCAAACCAUUAGUCUCCUAAUUGUAACAAAUCUCGGCGCUUAUAUCCUUUAUUUCUUCUUUGCCACACUGAGCUAUUAUUUUGUCUAUGAUCAUUCGUUAAUGAAGCAUCCACAGUUUUUAAAGAAUCAAGUCUACAGAGAGAUUAUGUUUACUGUCCAAUCACUGCCAUGGAUUAGUAUUCCCACUGUUUCAUUGUUCCUGCUGGAGUUGAGAGGGUACAGCAAAUUAUAUGAUGACAUAGGAGAGUUUCCAAGUGGCUGGUUUCGGCUCCUUGUUAGUAUCCUGUCCUUCCUCUUUUUCACUGACAUGCUGAUCUACUGGAUUCACAGAGGCCUUCAUCAUAGACUUGUGUAUAAGCGCAUUCACAAACCUCACCAUCUCUGGAAGAUUCCUACUCCAUUUGCAAGUCAUGCUUUUCACCCUGUGGAUGGCUUCCUUCAGAGUCUACCUUACCAUAUAUACCCUUUUGUCUUUCCAUUACACAAGGUGGUUUAUUUAGGUUUGUACAUCUUGGUCAACAUCUGGACAAUUUCCAUUCAUGAUGGUGAUUUCCGUGUUCCCCAGAUCUUACGGCCAUUUAUUAAUGGCUCAGCUCAUCAUACAGAUCACCACAUGUUCUUUGACUAUAACUAUGGACAAUAUUUCACCUUAUGGGAUAGAAUUGGAGGCUCAUUCAAAAAUCCGUCCUCCUUUGAAGGAAAGGGACCACUUAGUUAUGUGAAGAAGAUGUCAGAAGAAAAGUGGAACAGUCAUGCAGAAAACGGUUGUAAAAAUGAAAAAUUAUUCAGUGGAGAGCUUACAAAGACCGAGUAGUAGAGUGUUGCCCUGUUACUGAAUAUGAUGAAAUAUGUUUAGUAAAGAAAAAUAAUCUACAUACACACAACGAAGAGACUUAGCAAAUAAAUGGUAUUUGAAAGUCCGCAUUGUGGGUAAUGCUGAUCAUGAUGGUAGAUAAGGAAAGAUGCUGUGAACACCAAGAUCUUUAACUUCAUGCUUACCAUACUAGGUGUUGCUCUAAAGGUGUUGUUGGUCUAGCUAUAGUCUAGCCAGCAUAUCUAUAACUUGUAUAGCCUCAACAGUUUUUAUAAGGAUAGAGAAAUUAUUGAGGGGACUAGGUUAUGUCCUUUUGCCUUAAGCCACCCAUACUGAUUAAGAAAAAUAUGUUGUGCUUGAUAAUACCAGACUAAGCAUCAUAAAAAAGAAAUACUAAUAGAAAGAAAUAUGGUUACUUAUUUCAGGAAUGGUUAAGUCUCUGACGUCAGUAUGAUAACAACUACCUACAGUAUUUUGUUCAUGUGGAAACAACAGUGUGAAAACAAAACUCUGAUAAAAUAUAUUAGCAGUCAAGUAAAUGACCUGAUUAAUAGCAGGUAUAAUAAGAUUAUCAUCUUCCUACAUGUGGGAAGCUUAUUCUCUGCGGACAUUGUCAACUAUUACAUUUUACUGGUGAAAAAUAUAAAUUAGAAUUUUAAAAAAUACCGAUACCACCAUGAUUUAAUCCAAACUUGGGAUUAUUUUAAGAUUUUGAUGGUUAUUGUUUUAAACCAUUGUUUAAUAAGUGUAAAAUUAUGUGAACCUGAAUAUAGUUAGAAAGGGAAAUUUGAUACCCAAGUAAUAUAUUUGACACUACUGCUUUUUUAAUUAAAUGGAUGCACUGCACUUUUGAUAUGUUUCAAAGUUACAAUCCUGUAAUUUCCUGUGAAAGGAAGUAAUUACCAAAUAUUUAGGCCUAUCACUGAAGAUUAGCUUUGAAAACUUAUUUUCUUUCUGUCCUCUCCCUUCACUUUUCCCCAUAUUCUGUGCAAAAAGAUUUAACAAAUACUUUCAUAAAGAAAUGUGUGUUGUAACAAAUAUAUUGGAAAAACAUGGUUUGGAAAGGCAUUCUUAUAAGCUAUUUAUGUAAAAUCAAUAAAAGUUGAUUAUUACUAUUAUUGAACUGUA
Molecule: messenger RNA, 2121 nt
Organism: Hyaena hyaena (striped hyena)
Lineage: Eukaryota; Metazoa; Chordata; Mammalia; Carnivora; Hyaenidae
Gene: SC5D
Product: sterol-C5-desaturase
Exons: 5
Coding region: 94-993 (299 amino acids)
Molecular function (GO): oxidoreductase activity; iron ion binding
Source: RefSeq, a predicted model, not a curated record